Cryptococcus amylolentus CBS 6039 is the source of this 648-nucleotide messenger RNA. RefSeq lists its product as hypothetical. The transcript is spliced from 5 exons. The coding region runs from base 1 to 648 and encodes 215 amino acids. The record is from RefSeq and is a predicted model, not a curated record. NCBI's taxonomy places the organism in Eukaryota, Fungi, Basidiomycota, Tremellomycetes, Tremellales, Cryptococcaceae.
AUGUUUACAUCUCCCCUCAUCGCCCUCCUUACCGCGCUGCCGGCAGUACUCUCUUGUGCUGUCCCUCGCUCCCCCGACCUCUCCUCUAUCUCCUCCAUACAACCCCGUCCUUCCCCGACCUUCCCAAAAGCCUUCCUCAGGGAUGCAGCGUCUCAAACAUCACCGGGUAUUCAGAACUAUACUUGUACUUCCGGGGCUUACGUGUCUACUGGCGCUCUUGCCAAUUUGUUUGAUGUGACCUGCCUCUACUCUAUGACCGCUGGCAAAGUGGAUACCAACGAGCUCAGCACGGUGCUCCCCAAGAUGGCAUUCUCUGCCCUCCAAUACCCUGACACUCUAAACUUGCCUGUGGCUAUCCACCACCUCUUUGUCGAUACACCCGGAUCCAACACUACAGGGGCCAUCUCUCCCCUUUUCGUCGGCUCUACCGACCAAGUCCUCGUCUCCAAAACCGCCACCUCCAAUGACCUUACAGACCCGUCCGUCAACGUCCCCUGGCUCCAGCUUACUGCAGUCGAGGGACAGGGCACCUUGGCCAAAAGCGUGUACAGGCUGGACACUGUGAACGGGCAGGCUCCUUCUACCUGCGAUACCGAAGGUGAAGAUUUGAGCGUGCAGUAUGCUGCUUUGUAUUGGUUCACCAACUAG